This is a messenger RNA of Nothobranchius furzeri (turquoise killifish), 3714 nucleotides long. It is a transcript of the gene zfyve1, whose product is annotated as zinc finger, FYVE domain containing 1. Gene Ontology annotation, cellular component: lipid droplet. NCBI's taxonomy places the organism in Eukaryota, Metazoa, Chordata, Actinopteri, Cyprinodontiformes, Nothobranchiidae. Gene Ontology annotation, molecular function: zinc ion binding; phosphatidylinositol-3-phosphate binding; phosphatidylinositol-3,4,5-trisphosphate binding. Gene Ontology annotation, biological process: lipid droplet formation. The record is from RefSeq and is a predicted model, not a curated record.
CGUUUCAAUGGCUUUUGACCUCUGGGUAAAAACAAGCCGAUCAGCUGCAACAACAUCUCUGACGAGAUGCUGAUACAACAGCUUUGCUCAGCCGGCUGGUUAGCUAUGCGGCGGUUGGUAAAAUGGUCCUAGAUUAUAAUUCCUGGGGUUAGGUCUCGUCGGGACAUCGUUUUUAGAAAAAAAACUCGUCUGUUGGACGGGAAGCCACCGUUAGGUUUAACAUGAGUGGUCAGAGUCCAGCAGUGGACAAAGGGAUGAACACGGUCCUCGUCUGCCAGGAGAGCUACGCCUGCGGAGGCUCGGAUGAGGCUUAUUUUGAGUGUGACGAAUGCGGCAGCUUGCAGUGCGUCCGCUGUGAGCUGGAGCUUCAUCGCCAGGAGCGCAUGAGAAAUCACGACCGGGUUCGGAUCACGCCAGGCCAUGUUCCUUUCUGUGACUCCUGUAAAGGGGAUGGCGGCUGUGCCGUCAGACUCCGAGCAGUGGUGCGCUGCCAGGGUUGUAAGAUCAACCUAUGUGUGGACUGCCAGAAGCGCACUCACAGUGGAGUCAACAAGAGGAAGCACCCUCUGACAGCUUAUCCGCCUGUCAAAGCUCCUCAGGAGAGCAGCGUGACUGCUGGGGAGUCGGAGAUGGAGAUCCUCAAAUCCAAGCUGGAGAAGGUCUGCAGCUUCCUGUUAGUUGAUGAGAGGGAGGAGAUGAAGGUGAAAGACGAGGAGGAAUUUGUCGACAGACUGGCCUGUGAUCCUGAUGAGCUUCUCAAGGUGGUCUCUAUAUUUGGCAACACUGGGGAAGGCAAAUCUCACACCCUGAACCACACCUUCUUUCUUGGAAGGGAAGUGUUCAAGACCUCCCCCACCCAAGAGUCAUGCACUGUGGGUGUUUGGGCAGCUUUGGACCCUUUGCACAGGGUCGUCAUCAUCGACACAGAAGGCUUACUUGGGGCUGGAGCUAAUCAGGGUCAGCGAACACGGCUGCUCCUCAAGGUCCUGGCCAUCUCUGAUGUGGUUAUCUAUCGGACGCAUGCCGACCGUCUCCAUGACGAUCUCUUCAAGUUCCUGGGUGAUGCAUCGGACGCCUACCUGAAGCAUUUUACACGGGAGCUGAAAGCGACCACCACCCGGUGUGGACUAGACGUUCCGUUGUCGACUCUGGGCCCAGCAGUUAUCAUUUUCCAUGAAACCGUUCACACCAAACUCCUGGGAUCAGACAAACCAUCGGAAUCGUCCGAACGUCUGCUCCAGGAGCGUUUCAGGAAACUCGGCUUGUUUCCCGAAGCUUUCAGCUCAGUCCAGUACCGCGGAACUCGGACCUACAACCCUCCUACAGACUUCAGCGGUUUGCUGCGCAGCCUGGAGCACCAACUGGAUAACAACACCACCCGAUCACCACGUUCUGCGAGCGUCAUCUUUAAGGCGCUGCAGGCCUUGAGUGAGAGCUUCAGUGGAGACAUUCCAGAUGAACAUUUGACCAGUAACGCCUUCUUUCCUGAUGAGUACUUCACCUGCUCCAGCAUCUGUCUCAGCUGUGGGUCGGGCUGCAAGAGUAGCAUGAAUCACCUAAAAGAAGAGCUCGACCACGAAGCCAAACAUCGCUGCCGCUUCUCUGCGCAGUAUGAUAACCGCAUCUACACAUGCAAGGCCUGCUACGAGGGAGGAAAGGAAGUCAUAGUGGUUCCCAAAACGACAGCCUCCUCGGACUCUCCGUGGUUUGGCUUGGCCAUCUAUGCUUGGUCAGGAUAUGUAAUCGAGUGUCCCAACUGUGGAGUGAUCUACAGAAGCAGGCAGUAUUGGUACGGAAACCAGGAUCCAGUGGAAACAGUGGUCAGGACAGAGAUCCAGCACAUCUGGCCAGGGUCGGAUGGCUUUUUGAAAGACAACAACAAUGCUGCUCAGAGGUUGCUGGACGGCGUCAAAUACAUUUCUCAGUCCGUGUCUGAGCUCAGUGUCAAACCUGCCAAAGCCGUCACCUCCUGGAUCACAGACCAGAUCGCCCCCACAUACUGGACACCCAACUCGCUUAUCCUGAAUUGUCAUAAAUGUGGGGAGGAGUUUCAGCUCAAUGGCACCAAGCACCACUGCCGGGCCUGUGGAGAGGGUUUCUGUGACACCUGCUCUUCUAAAACCCGUCCGGUCCCAGAAAGGGGGUGGGGCCUUGCACCUGUUCGAGUCUGUGAUGCCUGUUUCCACAACAGGGGAAUUCCUACAGAGUUACUGGAUGCUGCAUUAGAGGAGGAGGGAGGCACCCUGAUAGCCAGGAAGGUUGGGGAGGCAGUUCAGAACACAUUUGGUGCUGUGGUCGGUGCCAUUGACAUACCGCUUGGCCUGGUAAAGGACGCAGCUCGCCCAGCCUACUGGGUCCCAGAUCAGGACAUCCACUCCUGCUGCACGUGCCAAAGGGAGUUCGCUCCACGUCUCUCCAUCCACCACUGUCGCGCCUGUGGCCAGGGCGUGUGUGACGACUGCUCGCAGGAACGCCGCCCUGUCCCAUCCCGAGGCUGGGACCACCCGGUGCGGGUCUGCGACGGCUGCAGCCAGAAAUCUGGAGAGCUCUAGCAGGACAGGAAGCAGGAAUCUGUGUUUAAGACACAAACCCGACACAAACAGACUUUUCUCGCUGGCCUUAUAUAAGUUGGACUAAUGUUUUCAUUUUUUGUAACACCGGUAUCACGUCAUUUCAGUUCCUUGAUCUCAUUUAAUGAGGCUAAAAAACACCCCGUCGAAGCGAGAAUUUUAAAGAGAAAUAAGAAUCCUGCUUGUUCACAGCUAUGUUCAGCUCUAUAAAAUGUGCAUUUAGACACUUAAGUCCUUCCGCUCUUUGACAAUCCCUCUCAGUGGAACAGCUAGCAUCGUCUGUCUUAGUCUAGAACUGUUUAGAUCUUUUAAAAAGGAAAGAUUGACGGGAUGUAAAACGGUUUCUGUUGGAUCUAACGGUCUGAACAAAAAAAAAUCUGAUAUAUUUACGUUUAAUUUUAAACUUAAUGGAUAGAUUUUUUUAGUAGUUUUCCUCUACUUGAGCUAGCACUGCUAGUGCUAACUCAUCUAGUGCUAACUCUGCUAGUGCUAGCUCUGCUAGUGUUAACUCUGCUAGUGCUAGCUCUGCUCGUGUUAACUCUGCUAGAGCUAACUCUGCUAGUGUUAACUCGGCUAGUGCUAGCUCUGCUAGUGCUAACCCUUGUGAUUCUAGAUGGAACAUUCAGAAACUUGUUUACAUCAUUCCAAAUAAGAUAACUAUUUUAUAUAAUAUUACAAUAGUAAAUAAAUAAUGAAUAAUCCCUUUAUCCUUUGUGGCUGUACACUUGAAUAGGCUAAUGAACAGCCUAAUUAGUACAUUUAUGAGGAAAAACAAGUUUAUAAAUUCAAAUGCCUUUUUAAUAUAGAACCUUUUGUCAGGACUUGCUUGUCUGCAUCAGGAUAAAACUCUACAGGACUGUUUUUGAGUGACUGGUUCACAGAAACAUUGUAGGAAAGAAUAUGCAUUGUAUUUGAGGCUGGACCCUCAAAAUGAGAGAGAGUUCAUCAACAAAUCAGGAGGCAUGGCUCAUUUGCAUUUAAUGAGUUAUCAGCUCAGUGUGUCAUGUUGCCAUAUAAGCUUAGUGGGAUUUCACUGUAAGAGUUGGUUUGCUCCAAUCAGAGAUGAUCACUUACUGAUAUCACAUGGAGCCCAUCAUUAACGUGUGUUCAUGUAUCUGUACGUAAUAAACUGCAGAAACUCCUA